AUGUCCGGGAUCUGUGUACAUGUGUGCGUGUCUCAUCCCACGUUUUGUCUGUCCUACCGUCACUCCAACUCACCUGGUCUGUCCCACACCGUCACUCCAACUCACCUGGUCACCAUGAAGGACCUCCUCAAACUCCUGUCUCUGCUCGCCUGCCUAGUCUGCGCCGCCGCCUUCAAACCGCCCAGUAUGUUCGGCGGAAAGUUACUGGUCACCAAACAGUGCCAGUAUUGUUUAGUCUAUGCUUUGCCAGAACUCCCAGGGCCGGUGCGGGAACCACGCAGAUACAGUUGUAAACCAUUAUUUUCAAUAACUCAUGCUACUGCCUUGCAGAUAUACAUGGAUAUUGACGUAGGCGGCCUCAACAUCGGCCGGAUCGUCAUUGGACUGUUCGGCAGGGUAACUCCACUGACUGCCGAGAACUUCCGAAUCUUAUGCGUGGGUGAACAGCCACACAGCUACAUCAACACACCCUUCCACAGGGUAGUUAAGGGGUACUUCAUCCAAGGUGGUGACGUAGUCCAUUUCGACGGCACUGGAGGAACCAGUGCCUUUGGACAUGUAUUUGAUGAUGAGAAUUUCCAGCUGAAGCACUGGGGUGAGGGUUGGGUGAGCAUGGCCAACGCUGAAGUACCCAACACCAACCAGUCUCAGUUCUUCAUCACCUUAACCAAGUGUCACUGGCUGGACGACAAACAUGUUGUGUUCGGGAAGGUCUUAGACGGAAUGGACAUUAUACGGCACAUUGGAAACAUGGAGCUGGAUGACAGAGAACGACCCAAGCAGGACGUCACCAUAUCUAGCUGUGGGGUACAGAAAGCCGGCAUCACCAUGGUGGAUGUACCAAAAGGACAUGAUUCCGAUGAAUUCUAACAAACUUUCUAAACUUUUUUUUUUUCAACUUUGAAUAUAUUGUACUUUGAAUGAAUGUGUAUUAGACACUGGACCCCAUUUGCUUACCCUAAAUGUGAAUGUGCACAGCACUUUAGUUUAAAGAUUAAGCUUAUUACCAACGCAAAAGAGAACUCCAGAAGUUGGAAGCUCGUGAUGUCAUCGCACUUCUGACUUCCAGUGAGUCAGCGAGUGGAUCACACAUUUGACAAAGGUUAACAAGAUCGACUGAAAAUUUAUGAGUUCUCUUUUUUGUGUUGGA
Messenger RNA from Branchiostoma belcheri (Belcher's lancelet), 1150 nucleotides. Its product is annotated as peptidyl-prolyl cis-trans isomerase B-like. Gene Ontology annotation, molecular function: peptidyl-prolyl cis-trans isomerase activity. Bases 1 to 870 code for a protein of 289 amino acids. Gene Ontology annotation, cellular component: intracellular membrane-bounded organelle. Lineage: Eukaryota; Metazoa; Chordata; Leptocardii; Amphioxiformes; Branchiostomatidae. The transcript is spliced from 6 exons. The record is from RefSeq and is a predicted model, not a curated record. Gene Ontology annotation, biological process: protein peptidyl-prolyl isomerization.